Molecule: messenger RNA, 930 nt
Organism: Brassica oleracea var. oleracea
Lineage: Eukaryota; Viridiplantae; Streptophyta; Magnoliopsida; Brassicales; Brassicaceae
Product: transcription factor bHLH51-like
Exons: 2
Coding region: 152-913 (253 amino acids)
Biological process (GO): regulation of DNA-templated transcription
Molecular function (GO): protein dimerization activity; DNA-binding transcription factor activity
Source: RefSeq, a predicted model, not a curated record
UCUCUCUAUCCCACUCAGUUCCACACUUCCAUCUUCCAAAAAACAAAACAGAACAGAACCUCUUUCGGUUCUGAGCUUUAGAGUUUGCACUAUUAUUUACCUUUAAAAAUAAGAAAAUAAAAUAAACAAUUCUUUAUUGGUUUCUCGGGGGAUGGAGAACUCGUACGAGUCAGCAGCCAAGUGGUCUGAUUCCAACAGUCCAUAUAAUAUGCUCUCAUGUUCACUAUUACAAUCUGAUUCUGAUCUUAGCCGCUUUAAUCUCGGCUUCUCUUCUUCUUCCUCCUCCGGCAACUUCCCGGCGGAUGAGUUUGUCGGUGGGAUAGAGAAAGGUGAGUUACUCUCAAGAAGCCACCGUCUGGCUGAGAAGAGACGCCGUGAUCGGAUUAAUUCUCACCUCUCUGCUCUCCGGAAACUUGUCCCUAAUUCCGACAAGUUAGACAAAGCAGCCCUAUUAGCGACAGUAAUAGAACAAGUGAAAGAACUCAAACAAACAGCAACACAAUCUCCAACCUUCCAAGAUCUUCCAACAGAAGCAGAUGAAGUAACUGUUCAGCCUGAAACCAUCUCCAAUGAUUUUGAAUCAGACACCAUCAUCUUCAAAGCUUCUUUUUGCUGCGAAGAUCAACCAGAGGCAAUCCCGGAGAUCAUUAGGGUCCUCACAAAGUUUCAGCUCGAAACAUUACACGCUGAGAUUAUCUGCGUUGGAGGUAGAAUGAGAAUCAACUUCAUCUUAAGAGAUAGCAACUGCAAAGAGACAACAACAAACAGUGUUUCAUCCGCAAAAGCUUUGAAGCAAUCUCUGUGCGCUGCGUUAAACCGUAUUUCAUCUUCUUCUUCUUCAUCUACUUCUUCGGUUUGUAGGAUUAGAAGUAAAAGACAGAGAUGGUUCCUCUCUUCUCACUACUCACAGUGACAUUUUUCUUAAAGCCA